Messenger RNA from Zea mays, 1586 nucleotides. Its product is annotated as indole-3-glycerol phosphate lyase 1. The record is from RefSeq and is a predicted model, not a curated record. Bases 280 to 1104 code for a protein of 274 amino acids. Gene Ontology annotation, biological process: L-tryptophan biosynthetic process. Lineage: Eukaryota; Viridiplantae; Streptophyta; Magnoliopsida; Poales; Poaceae. Gene Ontology annotation, cellular component: cytosol; chloroplast. Gene Ontology annotation, molecular function: tryptophan synthase activity. The transcript is spliced from 9 exons.
CUUGAAUUAAAAUUUUGUCAGGUUUGAGCCUCAGUUACUGCCCACAGUCGCCACAGAUAGACCUCCAGUACCAGUCACACACGUGACACUCGCAAUCGCAAAGUCGCAAGCGGAUCGCAAACUCGCAAUCAAGGCUGCUCCCCUCCGUCUCCGUGUUCGCCACUCGGUUCACCGCCCGCCGCCGCCGAGACCUCCUCCUCGCCGGCUACUCCUGACCCCACAAAGGCAGCGCUCGGAGGUGGCCCUCUGUCGGGUGGAGUGGUGGACACAUCCGCGCCCAUGGCCAACGGCGGCGCUGCGGCCGGCAAGCUCACCGUCGCCGAGACCUUCUCCAACCUCAGGGAGCAAGGCAAGAGUGCAUUCAUCCCGUUCAUAACUGCUGGUGAUCCUGACCUGGUAACCACAUCGAAAGCAUUGAAGAUUCUCAAUUCCUGCGGUUCGGAUGUUAUAGAGGUUGGCGUACCAUACUCGGAUCCACUGGCUGAUGGGCCAGUUAUUCAGGCUUCUGCAACACGGGCGCUUAAGAAAGGCACUACACUUGAUUCUGUCAUAGAGAUGCUGAAGGGGGUUACACCUGAGCUUUCUUGCCCCAUUGUUCUUUUCACAUACUAUAAUCCAAUUCUGAAACGUGGUGUGGGAAACUUCAUGUCUACUAUCAAACAAGCUGGCAUACAUGGACUUGUAGUGCCUGAUCUUCCUUUGGAGGAGACAGCGUUGCUGAGGAGCGAGGCCAUUAUGCACAACAUAGAGCUGGUGCUGCUUACAACGCCAACCACGCCGACAGAUCGGAUGAAGGGAAUUGCACAAGCUUCAGAAGGAUUUCUCUAUCUUGUGAGCGCUGUAGGGGUUACAGGUGCACGCUCAAAUGUAAACUUACGUGUAGAACACCUUCUUAGGGAGAUCAAGAAGGUUACAGACAAACCGGUAGCUGUUGGUUUCGGUGUAUCGACUCCAGAGCAUGUGAAACAGAUCGUGGGCUGGGGAGCGGACGGUGUGAUUGUUGGCAGUGCGAUUGUGAAGCAGUUGUGUGAGGCUGCUACUCCUGAAGAGGGUCUGGAAAGGCUCGAGGAGUACGCCAGGAGUAUGAAGGCUGCUAUGCCGUGAGCUGAUCUCACUCCCCGUCACAGGCAAGCUGGUGUCCAUGGAUGCGGGCAGAGCAGUGUCUGAUUGGCUGCACUGAAAAUGACAUUACCUUCAGACAAUUCGCCUUGCUCUCUUCUGGUUCUGGAGUACUACUUUCGAGGUCCGUCAGACUGGGUCACAAGAUGAUCCCAAACGGCCCCAGAUGCUGGAUUUUUGGACAACGGAAAGUCGAUUCUGACCUCUGUUAAUGUCGGCACUCAUGGGUCAUGACCAAGCCAUGUUUAUGGUCAAAUCAGUCCCGGAUGCUAACACGCUUCUCUAAUCUCUACCUACGGAGACGACUUUUUCCGGUGCUUAUCGUAUCAUUAUCAUGCAUGUUACUGGUAGUAACAUGUUGUCUGAACAGAUUCUUUAGCUCUGUCAUGGCAGCAUGAAGUGUAUCUGGAUGCGAAGAAGCAGUGUUGGUAUUGAACUGUCCAUGUACGAGUUGUUUGUUGCUGUGC